AAUCAGGCUAUUGUCGAUGUGAUGUGGUGUAGCGAGAUGAUUUGGAACAAUCUGAGGAGGGGCAUGAGAACCGGAUGGUUCGGGUCGGUCACUGCGCUCGGCGCUCUGCCAAGCUACGGAACGUGGACGGAUCAACUGAUCUCAUCCAACGCCGGAGCCUAAGGAAGCCAAUCAAAAAGGCGGGCGUGGGCACGGUAACGGCCGAGUGCUGCCGGCGGAACCAUGAAUUCGGGUGGACUGCGGUUACAUUCAUCGGAGAGUUGAAGACAAUGUCUCUCGCUGGCUAUUGUGAGCAGCUCACUUGAAGUUGGGCUCAGCUUCGCGCCCUUCGCGCCCGACUGUUAUGCCGAAGCCCCUGGAGCUCAUUGUAGCGCCUGGCAUUGCAGCACCAUCAGCGCAACCACCCCAUCAAACGGUAUCGACAUGCAGAUCUCUCCCACGAGGAGUCGCUGCUUGGUCUCCUCGAUACCCCGCCAGACUGCCGCCAAACAUAGUCGCGAGCAACUUUUCGCACCUCCCUGUCGAGUCCUCCAAGCCAGUGUGUGGGGGAUGGGUUAAACUGGUGGCUCAUGUGUCGCAAGAUGGGUCUGCUAGGAUGGCUGUCGUUGAGAGAAUUGGGCAAUACAAGAGUUGCGCUUCGGACAGGAAGCAUCCUAAGAACUGGAUCCCCGUAGCAAUGUUUCGCGAUAUGCGAAGAGACAUGGCUCAUAUGGUUCCAAAGGGGAACGGCAGUUACUCAAGUCACUUUAAUAGGAGAUUGGACAUUGUAGAGAUGCAGAAUGCUUGGAACCACGGCGAUGAUAAUUUCUGCAAUAGCGCGUUGUUCUUUUGGAGGGGACUCGACGUACUCGACAUGCUUUCUAUGCGCACAAGCAAAAUUUGACGUUAAAGGUGAAAUGACAGUUCAAUUCCGAUUCAUAGAGAUCAGCUUAUGGCGUACUAUUCUAUGUAGCCGGGGACGGAACUAAUUGCGUAGAAAACUGCGCUUUCGGAAGGCCAUGAUGGUGGAAGUCAUGGCGAAAGUUGAGCGCCACUACAGUCGCAAAGUAGGGGACAGUUUCAGGAGAGAUAAGGAGCAUCUGGCUUUGUUCGAGGAACUGGGAUUACACGAGGAUUUGGAUUCUUCUCUGGAAAAUGUGGAAUCCACUGUACCCUCUGGUUACGAAGAGUCAGCACAAGGAGGCCUUGAGAAGGAUGAUCUUGAUGUCAAGAGUGAAGACGAGUGGCUUGUGGCGAUUCCAGACGUUCCUCCUUCCCCACAACCCAGCCUGAAAAGCCUUGUCAGAAAUGACUCUCUCUCAUCCAUUAGAACUUCGAGGAGUACACCAUGCUUUGAGGAACCGGAUGCGGCAGCUCUCAGGAGGAAUCCCAGUCCCAUGAGGAACAGCACAAGCCCAAAUAGACCCCGCAAUCUUGGUGCUACUAAGAGCCCGCGGCCUCAAAGUCCCAGCACUGCUAAGAGUCCUCGGCCCCAGAGUCCUGGCAUUUCCAAAAGCCCUCGGCCAGCCUUCACCAUUUCGUCAAAGCGUUCGACACCAAGUAUAGCUUCAUCGAAGAGCUCUUCGACACCUAUAUCGACAUCAUCUGCUGUUAGAUCCUCCACCUCUCCUCGGCGUUUCAAUCCUUCUGUACGCUCGAACUCGCCGUCGACGACAAGGUCCAGUUCAGUAACGCGUGCAACUACUGCUUCAGCUGCGAAGUCAGUAGGUGCAGCGAAAGCUUCCCAUCCUGUAUUCACAAGGGCUUUCACUGUGUCCUCUUCGCCACAGCGGCGACAGAGCACUGGUACCAUCACAAAUCGACCAUUGAUUGCAAGUUCCAAAUCGUCACCUCCCUCUACUUCUACAGGAGCCACGAAGCCAUUUGUCCGAGGAGUGUCGCCCUCCGCGAGGGGCGGCUCUCCGGCGCGUGGUGGCAUGGGGAGGACGUCGUCUCCUUCUGUGAGGGGAGCUUCCCCUGCGCGAUCUGAAACUGGCCGCCGCGCUUCUCCUUCGCCAAAUAACAUCAGGAGCAGAGAAAGCGCUCCUGGUAUAAGUGCAAGCUUAAACUCGAAGCCCUCGAAUUUCACAGAGAGCGACUCUACCGCUUCGACUGAGCAAAGCUCACUCGUUCGAAAACCUGAUCAUUCUGAUUCCACUAAAGAUCUAGGUCAUUUUCUCUUGGAUGCCUCUGCCAACCCGCGCAGCUCUUCCUUCAGUAAGCGAGGCUUCGGUUCUCCAUCCUACUCUGGCGUCCUUGUCAGUCGAUCUUAUGACGAAUCAAGCAAUGAUAGGCGACACAGCACUUCAUCAGCGGAUUAUGAUAGCUAUCUCUCUAAAUCUCAGAAUAGUGGUUCAAGUUAUCUCAGCAGCACUCGGGAUCGAAGUUCCAGCGACCUAAGCAGGAGCCAAGACGGAGGUACUAGCCCUCGUCAGAGAAGCCAAGAUCGAGAGUCCCAACCAUCUGCAAUAUCUUCUGUUGGCGGUUCUGAAACCCAGUUGAGUGAGUCUUAUCCAAACCGUCGGGCUUCUACUAGCGAUCACCGCACUCCUCCCCAGAAAACUACAGCUUCUGAGCAUGAUUUGGAUGGGCAUCGUCACUCCAAAGGCAGUAAAGAGGUGCCCUCAACCUCAAUGGGUCAUUGUGUUCAGCAGAAUUCUGUGAAUUCCACUGGUGGCUUCAAACCUUUCAUGACAAAUAGCUCUAUCCCCUCAUUCAACACCUCUAUUAUGAGCAGAGCUUCAGGGAUUGUUACGCACGAAGACGUGAAGCCUGAUGCUAUGACGAAGGUGGACAGCAAUGUCACGACAGGCUCUGCAGAGGAGCCUAGCUCCAAUGGAGAACAAAAAAACGUUAUCAAACGGACACAAAUGGGGUUUGCUCUCAAGGAAGAGGAUGUAGCCUUGCCCGUAGGUUCAAAUGCAGAGGGCCCGCCAAGCAACACGGAAACGAAUACCAAGAGUCCGCGGUUGACUGCGCUCGUUGUCGGCAAAGGGCCUGUGAAAAUCUACCCAGGGCUGACAGACAUGGAAGACAUGGGCAGCAGUUGGUGCUGUGGGAUGGAAUAUCAGUACCGCAGCAUGUGCAAGCAACACGAGUGUGGGAUUUAUAAAAAUUUUCACGACGCCUUGGUGAUGUCCAAUGCCAAGGCCGUAACCCCCCCUGUUAUUAAAAAUCCAGAAAGUGGUCAAGACGCUGCAGAGAGUGAGACAGUCUCCGUGGAUCCUUCAAGUGCUGCUAUUAAUAUUAGGACCAAUGACGAGGUGGUUGAUGAAGCCUUAGCUUCAAAGGUUGUGAGCGGCGCGAAGAAAGUAGAAAUGGAACUUGCAGAUUCAGCGGUCAAGUCGAAGAUUCAAAAGGUCAAAUGUCGGCAAUUGAACCCAGAGAUGUCGUGUGUUGACUCCAGCGGCGUUUCUGGUGAUGUGGGAAGCAUGAAAUCUGGGGGUGAAAAGGCUCCAAAGACACCACAAGACAGAAAGAUAGGCGUCUUCGAUUCAAAUUCACCUGCUAAAAACUCUCCUGUGCGUGUGCGAAAGGGCAACAUAGAGAGAUGUGGUUUUGGCGGAGACAGGAGUCCCUGCCAGAGAUCCCCCGAGCCCGACGUUAUCAUGAUGUCGCCAGUUUCUGUGAGUGGUAGUGCAACGUCGGAGGAUGUUUUACUUGUUGAUGAUGUCGCUAGAUCUCCCACCUCUCCUCUGCCAGUUGGAAAGCCUAACGUCAGGCAGCUAAGAAGUGAGAAAGCUGGAAGAACGGUGAAGAAUGACUUAAAUUGGGAACAUGACAUGAUUUUAGAGUCUCCUGCAUCGCGACCGCUCAAGCCACCAGACUUUUUUUCAGUUACUAAGCGCAAUGGGGAAGGAGCUACAAUUUCCAGGGUGCAGAGCUUUAACGCGUCAGAAGUCAAGGAGGACGUUGAAGUGUCUGCAGGCGCAGCGGACGCUAUGAAAAAUAAUCUCAACGAGAUUCAGGGUGAUGAGGUGGAUCGUCGAAAUUGUAGUGACGAAGGACUCAAAUUGAAGCUGGCAAGUCACGAAUCCGUAGCAAGGUCGGAGACAGACAUGGCCAUGGAGAAGGGAUGUGCGCAAAGGGUGUCCAAAAACUUGGUGGAUGACGGAUUGUCAGGCGACGAGAAUCUUGAGCGCAAGGAUCAAGCACCUUACCCUCGUGGAAUAGUGAAUGCCCAGCGCGCAGAUGACUUCCCUCGUAGCCCCUUGCGAUAUGUUUCAGACUCUAACAUGAGCAUGCAGGAGAGGACUGACGUUCUUUCCCAGAAACCCGAGAAGCUGAGUACGUUUGCGGGGAGUCCUAAGGCGGGAUUUGGCGCGGGCUAUUAUAGAAGAGGGGAUGGAUCGCUUGUCUUACCAUCAAAGAGCAGGAAUUCGACGCCAUCUGCGACGAGCAUCGACUUGACGCGCAGCGCAGACACUACUUGCUCAGCUCACAGUCAAUACGAUAAUGCGCUGUGGGACGAUCCAAACUACAGCGGCAGAUUUGGCAGCCCCAUGGCGGGGGUCAAGUUUAAGUCGAUUCAGACUCUGCCUUUACCCGUCAAUGUAAGUCGUUUGGAGAUACGAAUUGAUGUUGGAGAAGAAGGGACCACUGGCCCAGAUACCGACGCCAAGUCACCACGACAUGACGAUGGAUUAGACAAGCUGGAUGGAUACGAACAAAGCGCUAGCCCCAAUGCUAGGAAACGGAGGGCGUCAGUGCCAGCGAAUAAGGAGAAUUGCAAGGUGCCUUCACGAGAUAGCUCAUUCGAAUACUUCGUGGACCUCCUGGAUUCCCAGACAGAUCUUGAUCUCGAAGGAGGUGGACUAACGGAUGUUUUGAUGUCUGCGCACAAGGAGUCGAAGAAGGCAGAUUGUUCCUCGGUUGUGAACAACUUGCGGUUUAUAAAGCGAUUGGAUUCCAGGCUUAGUAAUAACAGCUUGAUCAGCGACAAAUCGUACGAGAGCAGGGUUACGGACACGUCAACUGACUCAAGCUGGGAAUCGGGGAAGAACCGGGGCAUGCAAACUAUGGAAGGCACAUGUCAGGUGAUGGAGCAAAUCGUGGAGAGCGCGAAUGCGCUGUCCCAUGGGCGGCACUUAUCUUCGUUUAAAUUCGGAGAGACGAAGACCGCUUCGAGUUUAACGAAUAUAGACCUGGGGUCUGAGUCGCCGGCGUCAGAUCUGUUCCAAUCUCCAGUGCGACAGAAGCAUUCAAAGCAACUGAGCAACGCCACUUCGGAGUCGUCCCAGAUAUCAGCAAAACAUUAUGACGACAAGCGUGUUGAUUUGCUUCCAGCGCUAAAAUCUACACCCGGAAUUAUAAUCAUGACGGAUAAGAGCGCUGAGGAGCACGCAAGUCUCAGUCCCCCGCGGUCCUCUGGAAAUGACGCCGGGGAUUUUGACGGGAAUUUAUGGGAGGCGGUGCAGCUUCUGGAAGAGGAGAAAGACACGGAGAUGGAGCUCAACCCGCCUGCCCCCAUCGAAUUUGCCACCAUAGAUUUUACCACCCCGGCGCGCACUCCUGCACGCACACCUGCUCGCACGUUCAGCCACGCGUCUAAGGCCUCCAAUGACUCCCACUUUGCCCAGAAGGAGACAUUUCAGAGAAGUCCUUCCGUGACAUCCAAAGCGUCUAGCACGAAGCACGGCUAUAGUGACGAGACCAAUGGCGAAGUGGAGAAGACGGGGUUCACUUCCAGGCACUUCAGGCACGCGCACAAGUACUGCGGGUGCACAAUUCUGUGAUGGAUCGACGAGAAUGGCUCAGUUUGCCAAUCCGAGUAAUUGCCACUGCCACUGUGUAUUACUAGUGUAUUCAGACGUAUGUCUCCCAUUCUUUCUCCUUGUACAGCCGCUUCGUAAAGCAUCAAACCAGUUAGACUGGCUUAUUUGGUGUCAUGGUCGAGGAUUAGUUUGUAGGUUCUGAUUAGACCCAUGACGAGCUUUAGUUGGAGAGAUUCCCGCUGCGCCAAGUUCCGAGUUCUUUCCGUGCUCCCAAUGCACACUCGCUUUGAUAAUGACAGCUCUUCGACGCCUAGAUCUUGACACCUGCAUCUGUGACUGAAAAACCGCGGCUUGGUGUAUGGAGCAUGAUUCUGCACAAAGCUUGCAUCAAAAUCUUCGCACUGUUCUGAACCUGAUCAAGACGGGUACAAUAUCUUUACCUCCCCCUUGGCCCCGUCGUGGCACUUAAGAAACCUCUGCCGGCGGUGUGCCAGGAAUAGACCGCGUCGACAGCGCCUGGAACGGGUAUCGACACUACUUCCAGUUACUUGUAUGCUAGAGGUUGUAUAUAUGCGGACUGAUUAUUACAUAACAUGUCAAUAAAAGGGAAUUUCUGGUAA
Physcomitrium patens is the source of this 6313-nucleotide messenger RNA. The record is from RefSeq and is a predicted model, not a curated record. Lineage: Eukaryota; Viridiplantae; Streptophyta; Bryopsida; Funariales; Funariaceae.